AUGUGGUCUAUAGUGAAAUUCCUACAAACACUUAUAUUUAGAAACGGAGGGAGUAAUAAUGGGCCGUCCUCGGUCAUUCCAUCCGUUCUUCUCAAGAAGAAGAAAAAAAGCAGUCUUCCUCCGCCGGCGGCGAGGCGGCGACCGGAAACAGAAUACUUCACCCAGCUCCGUGGCGGCGGCUCUCCUUGGUGGAGCCUCCCUCCCUCGCCCCCCCUGGGCCAUUGCCUCUCCCUCUCCGCCCCCGUUCUCGCGCUGCAGGGCGCUGAGGGCACCCGAGGGAGGCGGAGGCGGGUGGCGCAGAGAGAUAAGAGGCGAGCUCCCCUGGCCGGCGGUUUCGGAUGCCCCGUAUGGAAAGAGCGUCGGCGGGUUCGGGGAAGCUCCUGUCAUGCCAGCUCCGGGUACUGCAACCGCAAGAUCUACUGCUUCAACGGCGUGGUGUUCGAUCUUGGUUGGAACUUGGAAACAUGCGAGGAGUUCACUUCUCUCGCGCGCUCCAGUCGGCGUGUCUCUGCCUCUCUGCUAAGCUCAAAUGUCACCUUGGAAAUACAUGUAGCUGUUCCCGGUACCAUGCUCAUUCUUGGGUGUGCGCUAAUUCAAAGUUGGGUGAUAGAUACAUCCCCUUUUCUCCAUUUUGAUGACAAGUAUUUUUGGACGGAGGGAGUAUCACUCAAUGCCAUCAAUCUCAUGGUAUCACGGAUUGUUACUGCUUAUCUUGACACUGUACAGUGAUAGCUGAUUAUGCCACAUAUUCAGGAUUGCAGACAUGGUUUAUAUUCCUCUGUUUGUGAACUUGGUAUGGAAAUCUCGGAUGCUCCUUUAGAGCACUGAGAUUAUUAGUUUUCAUGCAGCUCCCUGAAUAUUCGACGGCUAUCUUUAAGAUUACUAGAGUUCGCAUUGAUGUAUGAGUAGAGUUGGAAUUGCUGCUUCCGGAAAUCCACAUAUCAUCAUGGGGAAACCCUUCUCUGUCAUUUGCCAGAGCAGAGCUGGUUUCCGGCAUUCAAUUUUUGACGCCUUCCUUUUCUUAGAAAGGUUUUACUGUGGUUCUAGUUUAGUCGUCGUUACUAGAAGACUAUCUGCAUCAUUGAUUAAAUUUAACAAAGGCUACUCAAUUUUUUCUCUUAAUGUAUCCAUCACCUAUAACAGGUAGUUAACAACUUAACAAUUAUUUUCUUUACAGUUUUGGAUACUCACACUCACAAUGCUAUUAGGGCUUUAUUUUGGAGCUGGAUAUGUUAGUGCCGGGCU
Messenger RNA from Triticum aestivum (bread wheat), 1245 nucleotides. RefSeq lists its product as uncharacterized. NCBI's taxonomy places the organism in Eukaryota, Viridiplantae, Streptophyta, Magnoliopsida, Poales, Poaceae. The transcript has 2 exons. Bases 1 to 729 code for a protein of 242 amino acids. The record is from RefSeq and is a predicted model, not a curated record.